This is a messenger RNA of Xiphias gladius (swordfish), 3784 nucleotides long. Its product is annotated as aminopeptidase N-like. Bases 460 to 3357 code for a protein of 965 amino acids. The transcript has 22 exons. NCBI's taxonomy places the organism in Eukaryota, Metazoa, Chordata, Actinopteri, Istiophoriformes, Xiphiidae. The record is from RefSeq and is a predicted model, not a curated record. Gene Ontology annotation, molecular function: peptide binding; zinc ion binding; metalloaminopeptidase activity. Gene Ontology annotation, biological process: proteolysis; peptide catabolic process. Gene Ontology annotation, cellular component: cytoplasm.
UAGCAUCAUGUUAAACUUCUGAGGACCAUAUUCUCGGAGUUCACAGUCCAGUUGAUUUUUUUUUUUCUUUCUCCUCUUUUCCUGGGGGAAAUUGAGGGAGUUGUUCCUCCCCCCGAAACCCUCGAAAAACCUGUGGUAGCUCUCACCACCUCCACCCCUGCAGCCUCACGAUGCAGACUGUGAGGCUUUCACAUCAGCCAGGAUCACUCCAGCCCAACUUAUGUGUCCCAUGCAGACAUUAAUCAGGACUUGCGUUCAUCAGGGCUCGGAAAUGUGGUUGAAAUAGGAAAGGACAAAGUGUGAGAGAAGAGAGAGAUGGUGCAAACAAAGUGUUAUGAAAAUGUAUUUUUUUGCCAUGUUAAUAGCUCAGCCAUUAACUGAGGAGGGAAGUGACCCGCUGUGCUCGACACACACAGUCUGAGAUCCCUCGGAGUCCUGCUCUGUCCUCCUGAAUUGGACAUGGGGAAAGUCUACUAUAUCACUAAAAAUGUGGGCCUUGGGAUGCUUGUACUGGCGGCCAGUGCAUUGGCCACGAUUAUAGCUCUGUCCAUUGCCUAUAACAAGGAAAAGGCCAAGAAUCAAGGCAUGCCUGGAGAUGGAGCGCCCGACAGCACCAGCAUGCCUCCAGUCUCUACUGCCCCCUUCAACCUGAAGGAGCCCUGGGACCACUACAGACUUCCAGACUCCCUUGUUCCUGUCUAUUACAAUGUGACCCUGUGGCCCCGGUUGGAGCCCAACACAGAUGGCCUGUACAUCUUCAUUGGAUAUUCAACGGUGGUCUUCAGAUGUGUGAGGGAAACAGACCUUAUUAUCAUCCACUCAAGGAAGCUGAACCUUACCGACUUCCAAGGGCACCAUGCUAAACUGAGUGGCCUGGAUGAAGUUGAUGCGCCUGCUAUACUAAAGUCUUGGCUUGUGUUGAAGACAGAGUAUCUGGUUCUUCAGCUGCACAGUAGGCUAGCUUUGGGUGCGACCUAUGUACUUCACACUGAAUUUCGGGGAGAGCUGGCAGAUGACCUGGAAGGCUUCUACAGGAGUGAAUACAUUGAGGAUGGUGUGAAGAAAAUUGUUGCUACCUCGCAGAUGCAAGCAACGUACGCUAGGAAAACCUUCCCUUGCUUUGACGAGCCAGCCAUGAAAGCUGUCUUUAAUGUCAUCAUCAUCCACAACCGAGACACUGUGGCUCUGUCCAAUGGCAGGGAAAUUGAUGCUGAAGACUCUGUCAUUGAUGACAUUCCUGUCAGAGUAACUACAUUUGAGUCCACAGAGAGAAUGUCCACAUAUCUGUUGGCAUUUAUCGUCAGUGACUUUGUUAGCAUUCAGUCAAACCAAAGCAAGAAUAUGUUGAUCCGAAUCUGGGCUCGAAAAAAAGCCAUGGAUGACAGGCAUGGUGACUAUGCUCUCAACAUUACAGGGCCGAUUCUUCAGUUCUAUGAGCUAUACUACAACACAAAAUAUCCACUCGCCAAGUCAGAUCAGAUAGCUCUGCCUGACUUCAACGCUGGGGCAAUGGAGAACUGGGGUCUGGUCACAUACAGGGAAACGGCCUUGCUCUAUGACCCCAUCAUAUCCUCCACAAGGAACAAAGAGAGAGUUACAACUGUCAUCUCCCAUGAACUUGCACACAUGUGGUUUGGCAACCUGGUGACUCUACGAUGGUGGAAUGACCUGUGGUUGAACGAGGGCUUUGCAUCAUAUGUAGAAUACCUGGGAGCUGACCAUGCUGAGCCCAGCUGGAACAUGAAAGACAUGAUCAUUCUGUACGACGUGCACAAGGUCUUUGCUGUGGAUGCCCUGGCCUCCUCUCGUCCGCUGUCCUGCCGUGAAGAGGAGGUCAAUGAGCCUGCUCAAAUCAGCGAGAUGUUUAACACCAUCUCCUACAGCAAGGGAGCGGCAGUGCUCAGGAUGCUGUCAGAGUUUCUCACUGAGCCUGUGUUUGCCAGAGGACUCAGUUCUUACCUGAAAACAUAUGCCUUCAGCAACACAGUGUAUACAGACUUGUGGGACCAUCUCCAACAGGCAGUUGAAAACACUUCAGGUAUUCAUAUUCCACGCACUGUCCAUGACAUCAUGAACAGCUGGGUUCUCCAGAUGGGCUUCCCAGUGGUCACUAUUGACACCCGGACAGGAAGUAUCACUCAGAAACACUUCCUGUUGGAUCCAGACUCUGUAGUGGACAGGCCCUCUCAGUUCAAUUACACAUGGUUUGUUCCUAUUAAAUGGAUGAAGACAGGUGUGGAUCAACCACAGUACUGGCUCCUUCAGAAGACAGACACCAACAGUCUGAUGAGAGUGUCAGGAGAAGAUUGGGUGCUGGCGAACACCAACGUAUCUGGAUACUUCAGGGUGAACUAUGAUCUUGACAACUGGGAUCGUCUCCUCUCCUUGCUCAACAACAACCAUCAGGCUUUAUCAAUCAUCAACAGAGCACAGAUCAUAGACGAUGCGUUCAACCUAGCAAGAGCCAAAAUAAUCAGUACAACAUUAGCCCUGACAGCUACCAAAUACCUUUCCAAGGAGAGAGACUACAUCCCCUGGGAGUCAGCUCUGAGAAACUUUGACUACUACAUCCUCAUGUUUGACCGCACUGGGGUCUUUGGAGCUUUACAGGCAUACCUCAAAAAACAAAUACAACCACUUUUCGAGCACUUCAAGACAAUUACAGCUAACUGGACCAAAGUACCAACAGGACACACUGACCAGUAUAAUCAGAUCAAUGCUAUUGAGGUAGCCUGCACUAUGGGUGUGGAGGGCUGCAGGGAGUUGAUCAAAAGCUGGUACAGACAGUGGAUGGAAAAUCCAAGUCACAACCCGAUCCAUUCCAACUUGAAAAGCACAGUUUACUGCAGAGCUAUAGCUUUCGGUGGCGUUAAGGAGUGGGACUUUGCCUGGACAGUGUUCAAGAACGCGACUCUGGCUUCUGAAGCUUCCAGGCUCAGGUCAGCUAUGGCCUGCACCAAAACACCUUGGCUUUUGAACAGGUAUCUGGAGUACACACUAGACCCGACUAAGAUCCGCAAGCAAGACGCCACCUCUACCAUCCAGUCCAUUGCACGGAAUGUUGUCGGAAUGCCCCUGGCCUGGAACUUCAUUAGAGCAAAAUGGACUUACAUUUUCCACCAGUAUGGAAGAGGAUCAUUUUCCUUUUCUAAUCUUGUCAAUGAAAUCACAAAGAGAUUCUCUACAGAGUUUGAGUUACAGGAGCUGAAGAAAUUCAAAGAAGAAAACCUUCAUGCUGGUUUUGGCUCAGCCACCUUGGCCCUAGAGCAGGCCAUAGAAAAGACCACAGCCAACAUCAAAUGGGUGGCAGAGAACAAAGACCCUGUGCUGAGGUGGUUUACGGAGGAGUCCACAUGAGAACACUUAGAAAGUCAAAAUGACAUUUUGUCAGGUUUCUUUUUCUUUUUUUUUACUGUCAGGGAUUUGUAGUGAACAACAAUCAUUGUAAUCAUCAGGAACAACAAAUGACUAGCCCCUUUUCUUGGUGACAGUUAUGCAAAGACAACUGGUAUGACAAUACAUCAGCUUAACACAUAAGAUGAUCAGUGGACUACAUGUUUCACUAUGUAUGUAAGUGAUGUGUUGAUAAAUAAAUAAAUUGGGUUCUUACCUCUAAUCGUUUUACUCAAAUUUAUUUUCACUACGAAAUGAAUUAAUUUAUGUUUUUUUCUUUUCUUCAUACUUUACUUUAUAAGUUGCUGCCUACUACAAUGUGUGCAAUGCAUUUAUACCGUGAACAUGAAACUUCAUACUGUAUUUCAAAGUGAAUGAAUUAUUAAUAAAG